Messenger RNA from Vanrija pseudolonga, 3954 nucleotides. It is a transcript of the gene dna2, whose product is annotated as DNA replication ATP-dependent helicase/nuclease DNA2. Gene Ontology annotation, biological process: replication fork reversal. Bases 1 to 3954 code for a protein of 1317 amino acids. Gene Ontology annotation, cellular component: cytoplasm. The transcript has 7 exons. The record is from RefSeq and is a predicted model, not a curated record. Lineage: Eukaryota; Fungi; Basidiomycota; Tremellomycetes; Trichosporonales; Trichosporonaceae. Gene Ontology annotation, molecular function: single-stranded DNA helicase activity; 5'-flap endonuclease activity.
AUGAGGGCAGCGUCAGCUUCGUCGUCGUCGUCCAAGCGGCCCAUGGCGCACGACAAGCGCGGCAGCCGCGCGAAACGCGCGCGCACGGACAAGGAGAACGAGGACGCGUUCAUGGCCGACCUGCUCGCCGGGCUCGAGGGGAGCGAGUUCGACGCGCCGCCCAGCAGCUCGCUGCCCAGCCCUUCCAAGCCGACGCCACGGCGCGGCACCGUUCCCCCUUCCUCUGUGCCCGAAGCCGACCUCAUCGACUUUCUGACACAGCCCAAGAUGCCGACGCCACGCCGGCCGCUCGCGCCGUUAUCCCGCAGCCCGGUGGGACGGCCGCUGCCUGCCCUGGGCAAAGCGGCGGUGCCGAGCGCGUUCAGGCCCGUGAAGAAGGCCGAAGUGAAGCCUAGGCUUGAGGGCCGCUCUGCCAUAUCGCCUGUCAAAGAGGUCAAGAUCGCGCGCGUACCCCCUCCAGCUGUGAAGGCUGCGCCUGUGCCCCAGCUCACUGUCGUCAAAGCCGAGUCUGAAGCCAAGCCUGCUGUCGACGUCGACGUGAAGCCGAUGGACGCGGAGGACGACUUCCCAUUACCCACUGCGUCGCAGGAGUCGCAUUACGACAUGGACUGGGAUCUCGAUGCGUUGGCCAUGAUCGACGAGUCGGCGCUGGUCAAGGAGACGAUCAAGUACCCCGUCCUCCACCCUCCUCUCCCCGCUCUACCAGAAGGGUACAAGCCCACGCCUUGGCUACGAUGUACAGUCGAGGCCGUGUACGACGAGCUGCUCGACACUAUCCCCGAUGACGAGAUGAGUCUAUUCCUGAGCACACUCGUUGUCACUUGUGCGGAGGGUACCCGCCGCCUGAUUCAUCUGAAGGAGCGCUGGGCCGACAUCAAGGCCCGCCGGGGCGACGUUGUGAAUGUCGUCUCGCACGCUCUGAACGAGCCUCACGACAAGCCCAUUGUCCUCACGUUCUCCGACGCGUCAUCGUACAUCAUCCACCACCCCGACGUCCUCGUCACCAUGACGGCGAUCGCCAACGCGAUCCCCUGCCCCCGCCGACCAUUGGUCCAGGCGCUCGUCAAGCUCCCAGAGCCGCCAUCGAAGUCCAUGCUCUACGGAAACGUGCUCCACUCGCUGCUGCAAGGCUCGCUGUCGGAGCAGAAGUUUUCCCGCGACGAUAUCGCAACCAUGAUCCGUGGGGAGCUCACAAAGGAGGAGACUCGGCUACAGGUCUGGGGAGCGGGGCUCGACUCGGGCAUGGUGGCAAAGGACAUUGGCUCCCGAGCGGAAGAGGGAUUCGAGACGUUCGGCCGCAAGUGGGUGCACGCUGAGCCAACCUCCGAUGGCGAAGUCAAGACUGCUCGCGAUGAGCCGAUCGGGACGCUGGCAAUCUCGGGCCUGCACGAGAUCGAAGAGGACAUCUGGUCGACCAAGUGGGGCCUCAAGGGUAAAGUCGACGCCAGUGUCCAGGCGCGCCUAUGCCGUGACGGAGGAGUAGCAGAAGAGAUUGUCGCCCCGCUAGAGAUUAAAACGGGCAAGUGGAUUGGUGGGGUGGGCCACCGCGCGCAGACCAUGCUCUACACACUGCUCAUGGAGGACCGAUACAACACUCCCGUGAACGCUGGCUUGCUGUACUACUCCAUGAAGGACACGAUCAUCCUCGUCGAGGCCAAGGCGAACGAGGUGCGCGCGCUCAUCCAGACGCGCAACGAGCUGGCCGAAUGGAUGGAGCGGGAGCGAGUGCCACAACCGAAAGACGAGCCAGACGCCCUCGCCGUGCCGUUCUUGCCACCAACGAUCGACAACCCGACAGACUGUGACAGAUGCUAUGCGGCCGAUGCGUGCAUGCUGUAUCGCAAGGCUGUCGACCGCGUACCAGUGGACGACUACGACGCUAUUGCGCCACUGUACCAGGCCAAGACAGGGCACUUGACCGACGCGCACGCGGCAUUCUUCGAGCACUGGGAGCGGCUUCUUUCGCUCGAAGAGCAGGACACUGUGCGCCUCCGUGCUCAGUUGUGGACCAUGACGGCCGAGGCUCGGCAGCGGUCAGGUCGAUGCUUUGCCGACAUGGUUAUCGCGUCCGAGUCGAACGACGUGGGCAAGUCGCUGUCCAAGAUCCACCGUUACUCGCACACCUUUGUGCGAGCACCUGCCGAGGACGGGUCAACACCACGAGCGUCACUCCUCUCUGGCCACAUCGCCAAGGGCGACCCUGUGUCCCUGUCGAUCGACCCUCACCUCUUAUGCCUCGAACGCGGGUGGGUGACCGCUCUGGACAGGGACAGCGUCACUGUGGCGGUCACGUACAGGAUUGACCUCGAGGCGCUCCUUGCCCGGACGCGCAGACCAGCGUCAGUCGAUGGCGUGCGCUUCAGGAUCGACAAGGACGAGAUGAGCUCCGGCAUGACAAGGAUGCGGGGCAGCCUCGCGCAGCUGUUCGUUGCUGGUGGCGAUGAGAAGCGGCGGCGCCUCGUUGUCGACCUCGAGGCACCAGCGUUCGACGAGAGCCUUGCACCGAGCGAUGAUGAGAUCCCCGCGUCUCUGAACGCAGACCAGCGCAACGCGAUGCACAAGGUGCUCACGGCACAAGACUACGCCCUGGUCCUCGGUAUGCCCGGUACAGGCAAGACAACGACGAUCUCCGAGAUCAUUAAGGCGCUCGUGGCGCGUGGCAAGAGUGUGCUCCUGACAAGCUACACGCACUCGGCCGUCGACACGAUUGUGUCCAAGCUCGUCAACGCGGAUUUCCAGGUCCUCCGCAUCGGCAACAUUGACAAGGUGCACCGCGACGUGCAGCACUUGACACUCGAGUCGCUGGGCCCCAGCACGAGCGCCGAGCAGAUGGAGGCGCGUCUCAUGACACCGCCAGUCGUCGCCGCCACAUGUUUGUCGAUCGAGCACCCAAUCUUCGCCCGGCGCAAGUUUGACUACUGUAUCGUGGACGAAGCGUCGCAGAUUACCCUCCCGACUUGCCUUGGCCCGCUGCGCUGCGCCGACAAGUUUGUCCUCGUUGGCGACCACUUCCAGCUGCCUCCGAUCGUACGCAAGGCCGAGGCACGUGCGGGCGGGCUCGACGUUUCCCUCUUCCGCCGCCUUAGCGACGCGCAUACCGAGGCCGUGGCGCCACUGGCGUCCCAGUACCGCAUGAACGAGGACAUCAUGCUGCUGUCCAACCGGCUCAUCUACGAGGGACGGCUGCGCUGCGGGUCUGAGGCGGUAGCGAAGCAAGCGCUCACACUGCGGGAGCGGACCCCUUGCGCUCACAACGGCGAAGCCACAUGCGCUGAGGACUGCUGGCUCCAAGGCCUCCUUGACGAGAACGUCAAGGCCGUGUUUGUCGACACGGACCUGGUACCGGCACGCGACGUGCGCGCAGGCGACCUGAUCCAGAACCCUAUCGAAGCGUCGCUCGUGUACCAGCUUGCGCGAGCAGUCGUCGCCUCGGGAGUCCGCGAGCACGAUGUGGCGGUGAUCACGCCGUACCGACAGCAGAUCAAGCUGCUGUCCGGGCUAUUCACCGACCUGCCCAACGUCGAGAUCCUGACAGCCGACAAGUCGCAGGGUCGUGACAAGGACUGUAUCCUGAUCUCGCUGGUCCGCUCCAACGAGGAAGGCAAGAUCGGCGACCUGCUGCGUGACUGGCGCCGCAUCAACGUGAGCUUUACGCGCGCGCGUAAGAAGCUCGUGAUCUUUGGCUCGCGAUCGACCCUCCAGUCCGACCGGCUGCUGAGCGGCUUCUUCGACCUCAUGGACGAGAAGGGCUGGGUCGUGCGUCUCCCGCCUGGCGCGCACGGGUUGCACGGGGCAGUGCCAGAGGUGACGACCACGAUCGAGAAGAAAGAGAAGAAGGAGACGAAGGGCGCUGUCGUUGGCGAGCGCCUGCUCAACUCGAAGCCAUUCGUCAAGGACAUCCUGGCCGUGGGUAUUCAUGCGUUGAACGUGCUGACCCACCAGGACAUGAAUUAA